Cantharellus anzutake is the source of this 507-nucleotide messenger RNA. RefSeq names its product kinase-like domain-containing protein. Gene Ontology annotation, molecular function: ATP binding; protein serine/threonine kinase activity. The record is from RefSeq and is a predicted model, not a curated record. Gene Ontology annotation, biological process: peptidyl-threonine phosphorylation; peptidyl-serine phosphorylation. The annotation marks the transcript as partial. NCBI's taxonomy places the organism in Eukaryota, Fungi, Basidiomycota, Agaricomycetes, Cantharellales, Hydnaceae. The transcript has 3 exons.
AGGGAAUGUGGGAUAUGGUUGACUUUAAAACAUCCCAACAUCACACCCUUCCUCGGCUGGGCACUGAAGAUCUCUAAUGUGAUUCAUGCACAUAUUUUUACAGAGUUGGCAGUGAAUCAUUCCAUUGCACGCUUCAUCAAAUCGCACCCCGAUGCAAACAUGAAAAAACUGCUUCGUGACUCUGCUGAAGGAAUAGAGUACCUUCAUGCAGAAGGUAUCAUCCAUGGUGAUAUAAAACCUACAAACAUUCUUGUCAAUUCAGACCUGAGAGCAGUUCUUUGUGAUUUUGGACUGGCAAGAAGAAUCGGUGACCCCCAAACCGAUCCCCAGGAUGACAGCGUUAAUACAACGCACCAAUACUCUGCACCCGAGUUGCUGUUGGGAAUAUCCCUUGAGCCUCCAGUCCGAACAGAGGCCACAGAUGUAUGGGCAUUUGGUUGCACCGGACUCGAGGUAAGGGGAUUCAAAGGUUCAUGGAUCGUUAACUUAAGCCUCUUCUUUUCCUAG